Silurus meridionalis is the source of this 4373-nucleotide messenger RNA. It is a transcript of the gene bcl2b, whose product is annotated as BCL2 apoptosis regulator b. Lineage: Eukaryota; Metazoa; Chordata; Actinopteri; Siluriformes; Siluridae. Gene Ontology annotation, biological process: extrinsic apoptotic signaling pathway in absence of ligand; intrinsic apoptotic signaling pathway in response to DNA damage; negative regulation of intrinsic apoptotic signaling pathway. The record is from RefSeq and is a predicted model, not a curated record. Gene Ontology annotation, cellular component: mitochondrial outer membrane. Bases 249 to 884 code for a protein of 211 amino acids. The transcript is spliced from 2 exons. Gene Ontology annotation, molecular function: protein heterodimerization activity; protein homodimerization activity.
UAAAACACGCAGCAACUCGGGGCAGUAGAACUACACACUCCAGCGCGAGACCGCACCGCACCGGUCCGCACGCACGCGCUGUCCGUUUUUCCGCCCCCCUACUUCAAAGAUAUGCGCGUGAACACACACCCCCGCGUCCGUCGUGCUGCUGCUCCUCGCGGGGAGGGAGGCUGCUGUGCUCCACCAAUCCGAACGCAGUGAGUUGUGAGAGCCGCAGACGCUGAGACGUUUCCCGGGAGCGGAACCCCAUGGCGAACGGAAACCUUUACGACAACCGGCGCAUCGUGGAAAAGUACCUGAGCCACAAGCUGUCUAAACACGGGCACGCGGGCGAGCUCCACGUGUGCGGCGCGAGCAGCCCGGACGCGCCGGAGACGCAGACGGAGGAAGAGGAGCGCGGGAGGGACGGCGCGCGCCGCGCCAACCUGCACCGGGCUCUGCGCGAGGCGGGCGACGAGCUGGAGAGUCUGUUCCGACCCGACCUGGCGGACUUGACCAAGCAGCUGCGCGCGGCCACCCCGGCGGGAUCGGAGCAGCGGCGCUUCGCGGCAGUGGCGGACGAGCUGUUCCGCGAGGGGGUCAACUGGGGCCGCGUGGUCGCUUUCUUCGAGUUCGGCGCCACGAUGUGUGUGCAGUGCGCGCCCGAAACCGAGCGGAGCGCGCGCGCCGAGAACAUCGCGCGCUGGAUGGCCGAGUACCUGAACGGCCCGCUGAGCGGAUGGAUCCAGGAGAACGGGGGAUGGGAUGCCUUUGUGGAGCUGUACACGAGGAAGAAGGACACGGUGUUCAGCAGCUCGUGGCCGUCUCUAACCACGUCCGUGUUCAGUUUGGCGGCGCUGGGGGCAGUCGGUCUGACUAUCGGGGCGUUUCUCACUCAGAAAUGAAGAACUCCAACCGUCCUCCUCUUUCUCCUUCUCCUUUACUCCCUCGUUCCUUCAGAAGAUCGUAAGAGGACGUGGAGAUGAUGUGUUCCAGUGACGUCCUCAAGUCCUUUCUCAUUCGUCCCUUAGGAAACCGAUUAAGAAUCCAUUCUGAAAUAAAAAGAAAAGAACAUCCGCUUCACCGCGUCCUGAGGAUUCCCAGCUCAUGAUAAUUCUUCCGUUUUACAUGCAAAGUUUAUCCGAGUUUUCUUAAUGAUGACUGAUUUCCAGACAAUACGACGCUUGAAGAGCAGCUUUUCGUCUGUUCCAUCACCGCUGCUGCUCCAAUCAACGCUAGCAGAUCGGGAUCAUGAGAGCACCAAGAUUAUACAGAUAGUAAGGAACUGGAAGCUUCCUGAAAAUUGCUGGAUUUAAAAAAUAAAUAAAUAAAUAAAUAAAGAGAACACUGUUGCUAGGCAACUGGGCGAAAAAAAAAGGCCAAAGGCUCCUCUCUGUUAUUCGAUUGUACAUGAGGAUAUUAGCUAGCUCUUAGCCAUAACGUAAAGGGGAAACAGCGCAGAAGGAUCCGGAACGUCAACGUUUCACGCAGAAGUGGUGAGAAAACUAUAAAGAAAAGACUAAAACAAGCCUCGAUCCACAUUCAGGCCGCUUCGAGAAGCGCUGAUCAGACGCCCGGCAGACGUGCGUUGACGUGAUCGUGGAAAAAGUGCGUCUGGAAUCGUCUCAGGAGCGUUUGGAAAGUACGGUACUCCUGUGAGGGAAAUCAAACAGUCGAUAAAGGAGAAGCAAUGCGACUGGACUCUCGGAGCUCGAACCCAGAUGGAAUUCUGUGGCAUCAUCAGUGUGAAACUUCACAGUGGACAUGACGUCAUUAUGAUUUAUAAAGUACCAAAAAAACAGCUUUUUUUAAAAAGUUCCAAACUUGUGCUUUGUGCGAAUAAAAAAACGUCCCACAAGUUUUCCUUUAUGGAAAUGUGCUGCUCAUCUCGAACACGGAUCCUCUUCACCUGAUGGCUCUCCAUAACCUUUAAUGGCAAAAGUUUGUGGACACCUGACCAUAAGAUAUGUGCUUCUUUUUUUAAACAUCCCAUUUCACAUUGAAUCCCCGUUUAUAACAAGCUCCAUUCUUCUGGGAAGAUGUUCCACAAGAUUUUGUGGAGCUACAAACGUGUUAGUAAAGUCAGGUCGUGAUGGAGGUGAGGUGAGGUGCAGAUGCUCCAGUCCGACCCGUGUAGAGCAGAUCUUCACGCGAACAUGAACAGAGGAGCAGGUUUGGGUCUCGUAGUUCAAGUCAAGGCGAAAUGUUCAUGCUCCUGCAUCCAAAGAUGUCACAUUUUUUGUGUGUCUCCAUUUUUGUAUAAAGAACCAUGAAAGGUGAGAACUUAUUGAUGGAACUUCACAGUUCAGCUGCGCUUCCAAAUAUCCAAAAUGGCCGCCGCAUCCAAGCCAUACCUGUCUUUCUUUAACGAUUACAGGCAGAGAGGAUUCCCAAUGUUUUUUUCCAAAUUGCAAGGGUGUGUGUGUGUGUGUGUGUGUGUGAGAGAAAAGUGAUUGAGAGACUGACUGAGGUAUUGAAAGUUGGUUGUCUGACAGAUAGCAGCUAAUAAUCAAACUUCGAAAAAAACAAACAAAAAAACGUUUCUUAUAAAUAGUAAUAUCACAUUUUCCUGUAAAUCAAACAAGCAGGAAUGUUCACAUGAAUCUCCAUCUGACUUUCAUUUCAUUUUAAUUUAAGGUAAUAAAUUAUUAUUAUAUUAUCAUACAGUCUGUAGCUACUUUUUAAUUUAUUUACAGGAAAACACAUUCUCAUGAAUUCCUGAUGGUAAAUUUCAAUCUGAUUCGGUGUAAUAUUGAGCGUUAGUUCACUGACGACCUCGUAUCAUUUUACGAAACUUACAAUAUAUAUAAAAAAAAACAUUUCAGAAUUAAUUUUCGAUUCGCAUCAGAUUUCUUUCUGCUAAAAUUCAGCGUUUUUGAAGAAACCAGACGUGGAAAUUCAUGAUGGAGUUGAUGUUUAAAUGUUCUUGUGUUUGUUCGGUCACAAUUUUGCAGUGAGGUGAAUCUUGGGACACAGAUUUCCUUUCGUGGAAUGAACAUGUCGAUUUUUUUUUUCGACUAAAUGAAUGGAGGGAUGAAUACGGAGGCAGAACGUGUACACGAGGAGGAUGGAAAGAAAAUGCAGGUCAGAAAGAGAAUGAAAAGGAUGAACCUGAUACAGUGAGAGAUCAGAUGUGUGUGUGUGUGUGUGUGUGUGUGUGUGUGAACAGAUUUCCUCUAAAACCCCAUUCUUUGCAUUAUUUAUUUAUGAGGUACAUUAAGAGUGAAUCCUGAACCAUUUAAAUGAAAUCAUUUUUCUUACAUUUUAUUUUCUCUCACGUCCAGAUCGUGUUUUGUUUUUUUAUUUCAAAUUACAUCUAAUAUAUAAAGCUUUUAUUAUUUUUUAUUAUUAGGAUCUUAUUUUGCUUCAUGAGAUGCUGCUUUUUGUUAUCAUUCAAACUGAUUAUUAAAUUAAUCCGAUAAAAAAAAAAAAAAGAGGAUAUUUAUUGAACAUUAACGUGUCAUCACCGGUUACCAUAGCGAUGUACUGCGGCUGUGGAAUGUUUGGAGACACGGAGUCUUUAAUGGUUUUUGAGAUGUUCCUUUGGUUUUGCUGAGAGAGAAAAAGAAAGAAUUGGACAGUGAAGGAGUGAAAGAACGUUUGAAGUCCAAACAGGACAGUUUUGUCUCUAAGAGAAGAACUUGUGUAAGACGGUGAACAGGAGAGAAGAUGUGAUCCCCUCAACCCCCACACUGACACAUGGAGGUGGGGUUUAAUGGUUUGGGCUUGUUUUGGAGCAGGGAAAGUUGGAGACUUAUUCUGGGUGAAAAGUGCCAACAUGGCAACCAUUCCAUACUUCAACACCAUGCAGUUCCGUCUGGACUGUGGCUCAUUGGAAGCGACUUCACUGUACAACAAGACGAUGAGCCGAAGCGCACGUCUGAGUUCUGCACGUGUUAUUUAGAGAGUGAACAGACGUCUGGAGGGUCUGCCCAGACACCGCACCUAAAUCCUACUGAACUGCUCUGGGAUGAACUGCAGCACAAGAACCGAAUCAAACACCAAGAAGCACAGCAAAGUAUUUCAGCUGAAUGUUUGGAGAAAUGUGUGAAAGUGUCUGGAUGCUGAGAGUGUGGCUGAGUGAGAGACUGUUCUUCAUGAUAACAGAGUUCUGGACAUUGACAUUUAAACUCAAUCUUCAGAUCGUUGCAGAUUUUGUUGCAUAGAAACCAAAGGAACAUGCACGUGUCUCAAACACCAUGAAACACUGGGAGUUUCCAGACGUCUCACAGCCACUGCACUGUCACACACUCAUAACACAAACAUAUUCAACCUUUCAUUAGUAUUUUUAUGUGUAGUUUUAUUUUAAUUUUAUCAGCUGAAAGUGUGUGUGAAAUAAAAUCUGUUUAUUUUGUCUGGUGAUGGAAAUAAAGACUUUUUCUUUUAAACUCUCA